This is a messenger RNA of Plectropomus leopardus (leopard coralgrouper), 2483 nucleotides long. RefSeq lists its product as uncharacterized. Lineage: Eukaryota; Metazoa; Chordata; Actinopteri; Perciformes; Serranidae. The record is from RefSeq and is a predicted model, not a curated record.
UCUGCUGAUCAUGUUUCAUCACUUUGUGUGUUGCUCUGUUUCUCCUCUCCAAGUUCUUAAAAAAGGUUGAAUAUGGCAGCUGUUAACAGACCUCCACCAGCUCGUCCAGGACAAAUUGGAGGAAACCUACAUGCUCGCUCUAAUAGCAGCGUACCAACCUCUGAUCCACAAGAUCCAGGACUGCACGGCACUGGUCAAGACCCAGGACCCUCUUCCCACCCCCAUCCACACGCCUCUGCGCGGCCUGUUUUCUACGUCCAUGCGCCACCUCCACCCCCUUUCCUCCACUACCAGUGGCCCAUGCCCUUUCCCUAUAAUCCCUUUGCUGGCUUUCCAGGCAUGGGCUAUGGUAUGGUCAUGCCCCCAUUCCCUCCUCCUCCUCCCUACAUGGAGGCUCCAGCCUACAUUCUGCCCCACCCUCACAUUCAACCGGUCGACUACAGACGUUUGCUCCACCCCCCUGUCCACGCUUCGUCUGCACCCUACCAGAACCCAAACCAGCCUCGAAGAACUCGCCCACCUCACACUUUCCCUGUUAGAGAAACUGUGAACUCUGAGGUCCAAACUGAACCCACACAGAGAGGCUUAGGAGGUUACAGUGACGGAAGCCCACUCGUCAGCUCUGAAUCGGGGCAUGGAACAGCCUCAAGCUCUCCGUCCUCCUCAAGUUCCAGCUCCCAAAAACAAGGCCCCGCCCAGGUCGAGAACUACACAUUACCCAACAGUCAAGCAAGAGGCAUCCAAGGUAAAAGGGCCACAAGCAGCACAGUCAAACACAUCCUCAAUCCUAUCAAAGCAACUCUGGAAAGAGAAUACAGGAGAACACAGAAGAGUUGUCAAGACAGCGUUGGUAAAGAGAAUGUUGCCCCUUGCCGAACCAGUCACUGCAAUAUGUGGUCAGUAAGUUCUCCAGAUAGUAUGAUUCCUGUAUGUAGCUCCUCUCAACAAGAGGAUGAGGUUGUGAAAGAGAGGCGUGUCUCUGUUCCUGACAUUCUGAUGAGUUGGGGGGGUGGCACACCACAGGAAAUGAUGACAAAAAUUGCAGAUAGGCUGCCUCAGAAUGACCACCAGCUGCCAUCUUAUGAAACAGAAGUGGAGCAAGGUAAGUCUGCUUGCCAGAGUCCUGCCAAAAAUGGUCUAGUGGUUUCUGAAAGUGCUAAUGAUAACAUAGAGGUUGACUUAAGUCAUAAAGACACUGCAACCCUAUCCAAAGUCCUUGAACUGAGAGAAGCUCAUGAAGCGCAAGAGACAGAAUCCAGAAGAGAAAAUGAGCCUGCCAGAAUGGUUGGCUCUGUAGGGCAUUGCCUAUCCUCCAGAGAUGAACUCCAAAAUUCACUAAACAAAACUCAUAAGCUUCCUGAUAAUGAGCAAGAAGAUUGCAACGAGACAAAUCCACAUGAAGACACUUCAGACAUCAUUCGCUAUCGAAUGUAUGUAAAUAGCUUUCAGCUGAGGAGAAAAAUGAAUGAGUCUGUUUGGUCUGUGGAGUCUCUGGCUCCCUUUAUCCCCACAAAGGAAAAUCUACUGCAGAACAGCACAUUUGAGCCCAAAGUCAUUGUUGAGAUGACGGAGGAAGCUGACAACAGUAAAUCGUCAACCCAAAAUGACAUCCUAACUGUCAAAGCAGGUAAAGAGAGGAGGCAGACUCGGAGAUGUUCCUCUUCUGACUCUGUCCUGAUGUCAGACAGCUGGCUCCUCUUCAGCACCCCAGCUCAAAAGCUCAGUCCACCCAAGAAGCCAGAACUAGAGAGUGAAAUUGACUCCUCAGAAGCGUGGACACCAAAGCAAGACCAGAGCAUGGCUCCUUCGGAAAAGGAUCCACCAACCUCCAUGACUCCCCUGCCGAGUAAAUUAAUGUUGUCUACCACCACUGAAGAGGACGCUGACAAAAAUAGGUCUUCUGAACCUGAGGCUAUUCAAAGCCCAAACCAGGUAUGUGUAAUUGUAAAUGAGCAGCAGGAGAAAAGCCCCUGCUCUCCUUUGCAGGAAGAAAUUCGCCUCUUGAACUCUGCGGCAGGGGAGAACAGGUCACCUAGAGGCCAAACUGGAGUGGACGUGGAGGGAGAGGACCAAACAUGCAGGAGCAAACAGGUCAGUGAGUUGUUUAGGGAGCAACUGUGUGUCCCGAUGGCUAACCAGGAACUGGCCGAAGUGUCUCCAUCAAAGAAAAAUUUAGUGGACUUUGGGGUCCAGUUUAGUGGAUGUCAUUGUCCAUAUGAAGAGAUGAAGAGCAGCAUGGGGCCAGAUAGAAGGCAACAAUUUAAAUAUCCAGAUAUGAGGAAAGCCAACAAUGGCCAGGCUGAUGGAUUCGGCAUGAGGGGAAACAAAAACCAGAGGAGGGGUCACUGGAGAAACAAGGGUCAAGGUGGAAAUGGAAGGAACCCGCGGUACUGAGCACUCAUGACACUUGACAACUUUUGGUUUUAAAGAAUCAAUUUAAUAUUAAAAUGAAUUUGUAUGAAAUAAACCUAUUUUUCAAUUAA